Messenger RNA from Coregonus sp. 'balchen', 822 nucleotides. Lineage: Eukaryota; Metazoa; Chordata; Actinopteri; Salmoniformes; Salmonidae. The record is from the annotation of a GenBank genome assembly.
AUGAUUGGUUAUAGGCCCUCCUUCCUGGUGAAGUAUUGUUGGCUCUACAUUACCCCUACUAUCUGCACAGUGAGUUUAAACCCAGUCCAUUUUUAUCAUUAUUUAAUUAAUUAUUUUUAUUUAUGGAUACAACUGCAAUUAUGUUUAUAAAACUUUCUGCUGUCUAUCAAAUGUCAAGGCAAGACAUAAUCAAAACAACAAUGAAACAACAUAUUUCGGACAACUUUUUUUCUCUUCAAGGGAACCUUUGUAUUCUCCCUGCUGAAGUACAGCCCUUUGAAUUUCAACAACACAUAUGUGUACCCAUGGUGGGCCUACUGGCUAGGCUGGUUCCUGGCUAUGUCCUCCCUCUCUCUCAUCCCCAUCACCAUGGUCUACAAAUUGUACCGGGUCAAAGGGACUUUCUGGCAGGUCAGUGGCACUGUAUUAUGGGAAGUUUUCCCUGGAACAUUUAAAAGUGUGAAUGAUUGCACCAAAUUAAGAUUCUUGUUGUUGCACUUUGUCAUAUUUACAAAGUCAACAAUCUAGGAAGUUUAAAUGAAAAAGGCAAAAUACAAUUCAAUUAAUCUGAUCGGAAAGGCUGGGACCUUUCAUCUGGUCCUUUCAUCUCUAGCAUAGAGUUGCUGAGCUAUUCUGAGAUUUGUAAGAAUACUUUUGCAGCAAAUUGAUUAUACUUAUAUUGAGACCUCUUUGCUUCCCCAGCGCCUCCAGGCAAUCUGUCGGCCAGCAGAUGACCUUCCUAUGAUGAAGGAGGAGAUGGCAGGUCUCUAUGCUCUGGACCGUGUUACUGACGAUGAGAAGACAUACAGCAAUAAUCUAUAG